AUGAGGCUUCCGCAGCCCAGGGACACCGCAGCGCUGCUGCCACCGCCGCCAUCCUCUACCCUGACAACGUCGAGGGGCUUCCGCCUUCACCUGCUGAGCCCCACCACGGAGUUAGACAUUGGGGCCGCCGAGUACAGCACCGUUUAUUCUCGCCUGUGCUCCAUAGAGUACCUCCUACCAGCCGCAACGUGUCUGCUGCUGAUCCUUUACGGCUUUGCAAUCCUCGUGUCGUUCUGCAACAAGAACUUUAGUUCAUACAAGCUGAACGUCACGGAGGCCAUGCCCCUACUUGGACGCAUCGGCUCCAAGGGCUACGACAACACCAUGGACGAUCAGUGGUCCGGAUUCUCCACCAACUACAACAGCUUAGUCUGCGUGGCGUUGAUCCUGGGCGGAUUUUCCGCAUUCUAUCGAAACUUCCUCUUCCGCCAAACGGCAUCUUCAUCUUACCGCUCCUCCGGAGCUGCAGUCUCCCCCCUCCUCCUCGUCAACGACGAGUUGUCAGCUGCGCUGGGCAGCCGCGUAAGGGCGCAAACGUCACCGGUCGUGUGUGGUAAGCCACACCCACGCUGUCGCGCUCUCCGCCCACUGUCAGCUGCACCACGGGGGUGUACCGCUUUCUUGCAAGGCGCUUGGAUCCUGCCCACCUUCUAUACCAUCACAGGAUUCAUUUUUGUGGCCGCUGUGCACGGCCCGCACUUCUUCCUUCCACUGCUCCUCAUCAUCGCCAACUACGUCAUCUUCUCGCGGCUGCAGCGCCUGUGCCCCUACUGGCUCUUCAUGACCACCAUGUGGGCCACGCACGUCGCCGGCCUGUACAUCAUCGAGGUCGCCAAUGGGUUCGAGGGGACGUACUGGCUCCAGUACUUCUUCACGAGUGCUGAUGAGGCGCUGAAUCUCCUCGGAUAUGAGCAGAAGCCUCUGUGGGACACGAAUAUGCGCUGGGCCAUAUCCUUCCGGAUGUCGACGCUGCGCCUCAUCUCCUUCAACUACGACCUGUGGGAGGCCACGCACGCCGCCGCGCGCGCGCGCGAGCGUGCCACGGCGAAGCACGACGCCACCUGCAUCGAGUGCGCGCAGCUGCGCGAGCAGAACGCUGCGCUGGCGGCCGCGCUGCCCGCCGAGGCGUCGCGCUGCUACAAGUACCGCACCGAGUACCCGCGCGACCCCGCCGACUACAACUUCGUGAACUACGCCGCCUACACGCUGUUCCCGCCACUGUACCUUGGCGGGCCAAUGUCGUCCUUCAACGCGUUCGUGUCGUACAUGCGCGUGCCGAGCACGUCGAUGCCGCUGCGCAAGAUGGUCACGUAUGCGUUCUCCAUCUUCCGCAUCUACGCUACGACGGUGCUGCUUCUACACUUUGUGCACGUGCCAGCCUUAGCGAAGCACUCCUACCUUAUCACGGAGAUGAGCUUGCAGGAGCAGGCGCACUUUGUGUUCUUAACGCUGGCCUACCUGUGGCUGAAGUUCAACUUCAUCUGGAAGUCGUCGCGCCUCUUCGCCAUGCUCAGCGGCAUCGAAGUUCCGGAGGACAUGCGGCGCUGCUUCGCGAACACACUGACGGUGCGCGACUUCUGGCGGGAUUGGCACGCCUCCUUCAACCUGUGGGUCGUGCGGUACAUGUACAUCCCGAUGGGCGGCAGCAGCCGCGUCGCGCUGUCGGUGCUGCCCAUCUUCCUGUUCAUCGCGUUGUGGCACGACCCGGUGUUGCAUCUUGUGAAGUGGGCGCUGUGCAUUGCCGUGAUGUUCAUGGCGGAGGUGGCGGUGAGCGGGUGCUUUGGGUGGGCUGUGGCGGCGUUCCGCCGUGAGAUGGCCGCCGUGGCACCGACGGGCGCCGUGAAUGAUGCCACGCUGGAAAGGGAGAGACCCAUUACCGACCCGGUGCGUCGUCGUCUGCUGGCGCGCCUGGCGAGGUUGUGUGCGCGUCGCUUUAGCCCGCGGGUGCAAUCGUUUCUCUAUCGCCAACUUCGAGUGGCGGCUGGCAUGUCCUCAGUGUUUGGGCUGAUUGUCGCCAACUCGGUGGGCUUCUCGAUGCAAAAUGGCCUGACAGACUCGAAUGGGGGUGCGAAGCCGGCGCAUGCCGAUGCCGAUUUUCUCAUAGCAAAGGCACUUAUGAGCGUAACACCCACGUUUACCCUCGGUGUAGUGGCCUUUAUGUAUUCGGUUUCCUCCUUGGCAGUGAUCGAUCGUGAAAUGACUCACCAGCAGACAUUGUCUCUGAAGCGGUUGUACUGCUUGAAAUAG
Molecule: messenger RNA, 2247 nt
Organism: Leishmania braziliensis MHOM/BR/75/M2904
Lineage: Eukaryota; Euglenozoa; Kinetoplastea; Trypanosomatida; Trypanosomatidae
Product: putative glycerol uptake protein
Exons: 1
Coding region: 1-2247 (748 amino acids)
Cellular component (GO): endoplasmic reticulum
Molecular function (GO): acyltransferase activity
Source: RefSeq, a predicted model, not a curated record